Messenger RNA from Trypanosoma theileri, 5790 nucleotides. Its product is annotated as putative helicase. NCBI's taxonomy places the organism in Eukaryota, Euglenozoa, Kinetoplastea, Trypanosomatida, Trypanosomatidae. The record is from RefSeq and is a predicted model, not a curated record. The transcript has a single exon. The coding region runs from base 1 to 5790 and encodes 1929 amino acids.
AUGGACGAGGCGCUCCUCACACUUCUUAACAGCAGUAAAGCGGAGUUAAGUACAUGUUCCACGGCCAAGCAAAAUGUGACACAGACAUUUAUCUCAGAACUCUGCACAGUGAUUGGGAUUAAAGAUGAGAUGAGUCCUUCAGAAAAACAGAAAUGUAUACGUGCGGCUGUAGAUUCUUUUCUUUUAGACGCAACACCUACACCAUUGGAAAAUUUUAUGAUGCGUAUAGUGACUCUACUACACUGUUAUACUGUCCUUACAUCUCAUGAGAGUAGUGGAUCUCAUUUACCAGAAGGUGUGAAGGCGGCAGCGAUAGCCCUCUCGAGUGGAAUAUUUUCUCAAGAUUUACGUCUCAUCUCUAUUGUGGAUAGUGAUAGUAAUGGUAAGGAUAAGGAUAAAGAUACCGGGAAUGUUGUGUCUGUGAAUAGUGAGAAGAGUGAUAAAGAGAAGAUGAUAGCAGAACAAUAUCCUUUUUGGUUCUGUUUUCUUUGUGUGUUUUUGCAGCAAUUGUCAGCACGAGGGGGUGACUUUAGUGCAUGGUUGCAGUUCUUUCGUGAGUGUUCGGUACAGUCUCAGGCGUUCAAUACCGGAAAGGAUUCUACAAGAGAAGGAAAUGAAGUUAAUAAUAAUAAUAAUAAUAAUAAUAAUAAUAAUAAUAAUAAUAAUAAUGAGAAUAGCAGUAAGAAUGAGCAAGUUGCUAUGGCUGCUUGGGGAACAAUAUCGCAGGAGACAUUUAAUGCUACGAUAGCCCGAACUCGAUUUCGCCGAACAGCUAUUCUUUGUAAAUCCUUCUGUCCACAUAUUGUCGCCCAAGCUCCAGGCACAACAUAUCAAUUAUUGUUUAUCUUACAUACAUUCAUGUCAAAGUGGGAGGAACUAGGGCAUCAACGCGAGAAACACAUUAUAUCAUCAUCCUUUACCCUACAAGAGAAGGCAGCAGCGGCAGAAGAAAAAGAAAAAGAAAAAGAAGAAAAACUUCUAAAAGAAUAUAGUGAACAACUUGGAUUUGUACUUGGGGAAGGUCAAGUACAUACAUUCCUAUUAGUGACGGUGAUUGGAGCAGUGUUGAGUGCUAGUUAUAUUUUACCAAAACGUGGGGAAACCUCCCGGUGGUCACACCCACCUCGUGCCACCUUCUCUACACAAACAGAGAAAUUAUGGCGGUAUAUACAUUUUCCGCCUAUUGGUCGAUUACUGGAACGUCUACACAUUAAACCUUUUCUCGCUGUACAUCUCUUUACAUUUUGUAUGCAACUUCGUAUUGGUCUCUCCCCAACCCAUCACGCCGAUGGAAGACAGAGAUUAGCUCUUUGUUUAUAUUUAACAGAAGUAUGUAAUUUACGCACAGCAUUUGUUAUUUAUCAUUUUGCUGUUGCAUGUCCAUCCGGUAUGCAGGAGGCAGCAGAACCAUCAUCAACACUUCCCGGUGCUGCACUUGCCUCACUUACGGCGGCACUGGAUCACUAUGUGAAAGAGGCACGUAGUGAACUUAUUUUUACCGCAGUUGAAGCAGGAAACGUACGACGGCGACAACAGCGGUACAAUUCACGUACCGCUAUUGCUAAUAAUAAUAAUAAUACCAAUAACAAUAAUAAUAGUAUUAUCAAUAACACUAAUGAAGAUGAUGAACCUAUUCCAGUGAAUGGAGAAAUGACCGGACCACGUUUUGCUAAAAUGGUAUUUCCCGUUGCCUGUCCAACGUGGAGCCAAUAUCUUUUAGAUGAUAAGCAACAAGCAACUCCUUCUACUUCUUCUACUACUACUACUACUACUACUACUACUACUACUCACAAUACUAAUAAUAAUACCGCUGCUAGUACUUCUACUAGUAAACCAUCUGUUGGUACGGUAGGUGCAAAUAGCAAGCAAACCGCAUCCCUACAACAUGUGACCCCGUGUCGGUUUGUAAUGGAACUCUUAAACAUGGGACUCCCUGGUAUCGCUGCAACUACGAUUAUACAGUUUCAAACAGAAAUGGGAGUGAAUGUCUGUCUUGUUCCUUCUUUAGUGAUGCCCGGUGGUGGUGGUAGUAUUGCUAGUAAUGUUGUGAAGCGUGUGGAAGUUAUUUUAAAUGAAAUAGAAGAACGAUCGGGAACAGGGAAUGGGGGAGAAGGAGAAAAAAGAGGUGAACUUUCAGCUCCUCUUCGGGAACUGGAAACAUACUAUCCAUUACUUUCAGCUGUUAAUGCUUAUUUGGCAUCACAGACUUUUCUUUGUAACUUGGUGGAAGGGUUAACAAAGGAAUGUGGUAAACUCCUGCGUUCUGUAAGGUCUGAGUUAAAACAACAGCAGCAACUACAAGAACAAGAAGCUAAUGGGAAUGAAAAUGAAGAAAAAGAAAAUGGUAAUGAUGGGGUAAACAAAAGUAAUACUAUAGAUUAUGCUUUAUUGUGCAGGAAUGCACUUGGUUUAGCAGAACGUUAUCUUAUUAAUGUAGUGAUGCCAUGUAUACGUGUUAUUUCUCCUUCGCCUGCUCUCUACGAUCGUGUUUUACUGCUUCUAACACUCAUGAAAGAAGAAGCGCCAUCUGUGCGUUUUGGUACAAAUCCCGUUGAGUUCCUACAUACAGAUAUAUGGUUAAAGUUUCUCUUGCAAUCACCACAUCCUUCUUCAUCAUCUAAUGGUAAUAAUAAUAAUAAUAAUAAUUCUCUUUCUCUACCGUUUCAUCGAGCUCCACAUGAUAUACUCCGUUCUAAAGAACUUGCAGCACUUUUUACGCAAUCAUUAAAACGUAUGACAGAGGCUAAUGUAGAUCGCUACAGAAGUCUCUUACAACCAAUGAUCUACGCUAAUCCCCUACUGGUGGGGGAGAAACUUUUUCAGCAAGCGGUUGGAUACAAUAAUAAUUUUCUACGUAUUCAUACUCGAUUACUUAAAGGUGCCCCUGCAGCUGUGCUUACACUUAUUACUCAUGAAGGUUUACUCUUAAUGAGGCAUUAUGCUGAACAAGAGAGACUAGGAGACACAGAUGCCAGUCGUGUUGGACACAUUGCAACAUUUCUUGCUGUUCUUUGGCGUGAUAAUCCACGUAGUUUUGAUGGUGCGUUAUUAUUAAGAGCUGCGGAGUAUGCAUUGCGGCGAGAGGCACGUGCGUCUAUUGUAUUUGGCCUUGAGUUGUUGCAAGCGGUUCUGCGUGGUUUGCUUGAUCACACCCCUGAGCAUGAGGAACAGUAUAGUGGAGCGCAGGUGCGGGCCUUGGUUUCCCCGGCAUCUACACAGUGGUUUGCAAAGGGCGCCGGGGAGUCUUUUCGCCGUGGGCGGUGGAGUUCCACCUUCACUCCGGCUGUGCGGGCCGCUGCGGCUGCUAUGCUGCGGCGCACACUGCAGGAAAACUGUGUUAUUCCUAUCCAAAGAGAUGAAUGGGAAGUAGAGGAGGAGGAGGAAGAAGAAGAAGCGAAUAAUAAUAAUAAUAAUAAUAAUAAUAAUAAUAAUAAUAAUAAUAAUAAUAAUAGGGAAGAAGAAAAGGAAAUGAAUAAUCAUGUAGAAGAGAAUAGUGGGGUGGUGGAGUUUACACUUGGUCAAGCCCUGUUGUUGCAUUUGUGUCGGUUGCACAGCAGGAUCUACACUGCCCAGGCGGAUCUCGCAGGAACGAUGCAACUCGUCUUGUUAACAUGUGCAAGAGACUACAAUGUUAUUAAUGACUUAUUACUAACGUUGGAAACACUACUGCCGCAAGGGCCACCGGCGAAUGAAAUUUUUAUGGUGGCGAUGCCACAUGUCGCUCUUCGUCUUACAGCCCGUUUUGCUGCGAAGGAAGUUAAACGUACAUUGUCUGAUGAACAGAAGGCUUCAACUAUUGAUGCUAUAUUUACUGUAAUGCCAUCCGAUGUAGAUGCUUAUGUGAAGAGUUUACCAGGUUUUAAAGCUAUUGAUGGGGCUAUUCCCUUUGCGUUUCUACAAAAACUAUCGCAUUACACCGCCGCACACUUUGUAUUUGAUGAUACUCCAUAUACGGUAGCUAUGAGGGAAAUUAAUUACUUCUUUAAUCACGCUACCGCCCUCUUAAAAGCUGCAGCUGCUUCUAAUAAUAAUAAUAAUAAUAAUAAUAAUAACAGCAGUACCAUUAUGUCUAGAGAUCCAUCUGUUCGCUGGCUGCAGGAACAGACACGACAAGUGCGUCUUGAGAAGGAGGCUCAUAGAAAACUUUACCAGCAGUGUGAAGAGGCGAGGUCUGUAUUAUUAAAUGAUGUACUUAACAGUGGUGUACUGAAUGAACCUGUUGCCUUUGCAACCUCAUAUCUUCUCCCACGGGCUCUAUUAAGUCUAGAAGACACUUUCUUUGUUUACUACUUCCUCAAGUGGUUACUUGAUGCUACAAAGAAAACAAAUAAUGGUACCACAGACAAUCAUAAAUAUGUUAUGGAUGUGAUAUUUUCAUUAGUGACAGCCGCCAUGACAUUCUUUGUGGGUCUCACAGAUGGGGAAUGUAAACGUUUGGGUUUUCUUUUGAGUUUACUCCUCACGGCAUUACAUGAUAAGGUGUUAAGUAUACCAAUACUCUCCUCUGGCGAAAAAGAUGCGGCAGCAACAACAGCCACAACAAUAACAACAACAACAGGAAGUGGUGGGGCAACAGAUGCAUCUACACAUAGUGGUUCAAUAGCCGCCUCAUCGGCAAAUUUUUCUACAGAAGUAUUAAUGUCAUUUUUAGAGCCAAAACCACGACCUUUAAUGAAUAUUUUAGCCUCACAUGCAACACCAGAAGAAGAGGAAGAAGAAAAAGAAAAAGAAGCAACUAGUGAUAAUGUGGGUAAUAACAUGAAAGGAAAAGAAGAAGAUGAAUUCGCUCUUGUACCCGUCUAUUCCGUACAACUUGAGGCUUGUCUUUGCAGAGCUAUUGUACAACUUCUAUUACAUCAGAAAGAUAUUCCAUUUCUACACCGAAAUGUUUUUCUUGUAUUAGAACGUCUCACACGAAAUACACCCGCUUUUCCUGAAACCUUGUGUGCAACGGAAUGGCUCAUUACUGCGGUGACUCCACAUGCAGUACGCAGUUCAUCCUGUUAUGCCUCAGCCACAGCUGUUUUAAAAACAUUGUAUGAUAAUAGAGAACAAAAGAAGACUAUGUUAGUGGCAACACUUCCAUCUAUGGGAGUGAAUCCCAUACUGAAAUGGCAACAACAGAAGAAUCAGAAAAGUGAAGUGGAGAAGCGAAUGGAGGCGUGGAGAAAGUUGUGGAAAACGCGGGAAGCUUAUAUACGGGCUCUUUUAGCUUUGGAUAUUGCAGCUGCUAAGAGGGAGAUGCAAUCGGAGAAGCUUCUUACCGAUGGUGUGGAAGUGGAAGGAGCAGCCGUUAAUGAAAGCGAAAAUGAUAAUGAUGACAGAGCUGCAGAAGAAUUCCAUGAAACCGCAGUAGUUGAAGAAGAAGAGGAUGAUGAUGUUGAAGAAGAUGAAGAACGUGGUGAAAGUGAGGAUAAUGAUGUAGCUGAAGAAGAUGAAGAUGAAGAGGAUGAAGAAGAGGCGCCAAUGGAUGAUGAUGAUGAUGAUGGUAGUACACAUAGCUUUCGUUUGAGUGAAGAUCGUAGUGGUAAUGAAGGUGGAAUGUAUAAUGAGGAAUGUCAACAGCAACAAAAUGAUCACGAUGAUGUUGAUAAGGACACUCACAAGAAUACUAUCAUUCCCCUUGACACCUUACCACAAGAGAAAGAGGAACAGGAAUUGAAGAGUAGUAAUAAAAGAAAACGUGAGGAAGAUGAUGUUACUUGUGAUGAUCCUCCCGAGAGGGUACCACGACUGGAAGAAGAAGAAGAAAGAGAAGAAAAAGAAGAAAAGGUAAAAGAUUCUCAGUGA